CUCCCUGUUGCCCAUGGUUACCGAUGAGCCCCAGAGGGAAGCAGAGGAUGCUGGGAUGCCUGAGGCCCCAAGUGGGAGGAGCUCUGCUCUGGAGGCGGUCCGCUCCUCUUUAUGCCCCGCCCACCGCUCUCUGCUCCAGCGAAUCCUGAGGCUCGCCCACCAGCAGCACCGCCAAUCAUUGGCCUACAGGGACGCCCAUCGCCGCCUCGUCCCGCCCCCAGACCCUCUCUGCGGCCACCUGGUGGCCAAACAACAGAAGGACACUUCCUCUCCUCCUCCUUCCUUCCCCUUUACUGACUGUGGGAGCCAUAGUGCCGCUGGCGCCUCACAUCAGCAGACUGACUGGAAGACACCAGCUGGUCCAGGCUGUUGCUGUGUGCAGCGCUGCAGGCUGCCUCCAGUCUGUUACUGCCUCAAGAGCCUCCACUGCCUGUGUUGCCAGAGCCUAGCCCUGGGACACAUUACCACUGGAGUCCACUCCUCCUCCUCCACCACAUCCUCUUCUCUCUGCACUUUCACCUCCUCCCCCUCGCUUUCAUCCUCCGCUCUGUGCCCUAACCCCUCCGCUCUGUGCCCUAACCCCUCCGCUCUGUGCCCUAACCCCUCUGUCUGCUGCUCCCACCCCAACCCCCAGCCCUGCUCCCACCCCAACCCCCAGCCCUGCUCCCACCCCAACCCCCAGCCCUGCUCCCACCCCAACCCCCAGCCCUGCUCCCACCCCAACCCCCAGCCCUGCUCCCACCCCAACCCCCAGCCCCGCUCCCUCCCCAACCCCCGAUCCUGCACCUCUUGCUGCCCAGAACACACCUACCUGGCCCCGGUCAGACCCACAGCCCAGGGAGGAGGAGGAGGAAGCGAGUGCCCUGUCCUCAAGAGAGAGCGAUCCCGCAGCCGCUCUCCUCCUCCUCUCUCCCCCAUCCCCUCAGACAUGGACGGGAAGGAGGAAGACAAGCCUCCCUCUCUUCUGCAGGAGGAGGAGAAAGAGGAGGAGGAGGAGGGGUGCAGUGGGGAGCAACAGGACCUGGUGGAGCGCUUCAGUGACAAACUAAAGACAAUCAGACCCCAGGAGAAGGACCCGCCCCUCAGCUCUGCCUUAGCCAAUCACAACCUAGAAAAUGAUCCCCACCUGACGACCUCGGCCAAUCAGCACAUAGCGGAGUCUCAGGCCGACGCCCACCUGAGUGAGAUCAUCACCACCGUUCUGAACACGGGUGGCGGCAGCGACUACAGCCUAAACGACCUGUUGCAUCGCCAUGACAACAACGAGAGCCGGCCACCCCAGACGCGUUCCCGGCGGCGACAGGAGGCCCUGGCUGCCAUGACGACUUUGCCCGACCAGCCGUCCACCCGGCGACAGACCGUGCUAAUCAAACGGGAGCUGGCCAGGCUGAACCAAUCGCUGUGCAGGAGGAGGCCGUCGCUAGGGAAGAACAAGAGCCGCAGUGCCACGCCCUCUUCUACCUGCUCCUCACCUGAACCAACCCCUUUUAUACCUGAACCAACCCUCGUUACAGCAGAGGUGGAGGGAGAGAUGGAGAGGGUGAAGGAGGGAGAGAUGGAGAGGGUGAAGGAGGGAGAGAUGGAGAGGGUGAAGGAGGGAGGAGAGAUGGAGAGGGUGAAGGAGGGAGAGAUGGAGAGGUUGAAGGGGGAGAGAUGGAGGGGUGAAGGGGGAGAGAUGGAAGAAGGGUGAAGGGGGGAAAGAUGGAGAGGGUGAAGGGGGGAGAAAGAGGAGGGGGGAAGGGGAGAGAGAUGGAAAGAGGGGUUGAAGGAGGGAGAGAUGGAGAGGGUGAAGGAGGGGAGAUGGAGAGGGUGAAGGAGGGAGAGAUGGAGAGGGUGAUGAGGAGGGAGAGAUGGAGAGGGUUGAGGAGAGAGAGAGGGUGAGGGGAGAGAUGGAGAGAUGGGAGGGUGAAGGAGGGAGAGAUGGAGAGGGUGAAGGAGGGAGAGAUGGAGAGGGUGAAGGAGGGAGAGAUGGAGAGGGUGAAGGAGGGAGAGAUGGAGAGGGUGAGGGAGAGAGAGAUGGAGAGGGUGAAGGAGGGAGAGAUGGAGAGGGUGAAGGAGGGUGAGAUGGAGAGGGUGAAGGAGGGAGAGAUGGAGAGGGUGAAGGAGGGAGAGAUGGAGAGGGUGACAGAGGAGGCAGGUCCAGUGAGAGUUACGAAGGACAGAGUCAGCGUGAAGGAGGAGACGAAGGACAAACCCCCAGUCCUCUCCUCUACACAACAGAGUCACCCACAGGAGGACAAACACAAACCUGACAGCUGGAAGGUCACCUGUCAGGAAAGCAAUAGGAGUGACCUCUCUGAGAAGAAGAGGAGAGAGGAGGUGAAACCAGGUAGUACCGGCAGCGCCUGUGACCAUGGCAGUGGUCUUCCUGAGAGGAGUAGCGAGGAAGAGGAGACACCAGAAACAGCAGGCUGCAGCAAGGACAGUAGCAGGGUGUCAGCCAGGAGUAGCCCUUCCUCCCCCUGCAGAACCAGGAGAGGCAGGAGAUCCCAGCCAGGAAGCAGCAAGGUGGUGGAGAGGAGCAGCGAGGCUGGGAGGUCCGGGAGGAGGAACAUCGUCCCUCCCCAGCGGUUCUCCUCCUACGUCACAGAGCCCAGGAAGAUGUAUUUCGCUGCCUGUUUCUCAGAGAGAAUCUUCUCCGCCCAGAGGACGCCAAAGGACCGGCCUAAAUGCCCCCACCACCAAUCACACAGACUCCCCAUCCUUGGCCACAGACACGGCUGAGGGGUCGGGCGAAGCAAGAGAAGAGGAAUUACUGCUGGCAUCCACUCCUGAGGUUGUCAGUCGGGAGAGGAGGGGAGGCAGAGGCUGUGGAUCAACAGCAGGAGGUCAGAGUUCAGACAGUGAGUCACAAAGACGGGGUCAGGUGAUUCCCGUCACUGCAGCUUCCUCCGAGCAGCAGAGUCCCCCUAAACACCGCUCCCAGAACAGGGCAGACGUCAGGCUCAGCGCUGCCAGACCUUACGUGCGCUUACGCUCCGCCCCAGCCCAACCCCAGGGUCAGGACCCCGACUCCCAGUCCCAACCAGAGAGCCCUCAGACAGCCUCCAGGCCAGAGGGUGAGGUCCCCACAGAGCAGCCUCAGUACACCAGCCCCAUCAAGCUGAUGUUUGUCUCUGCAGUAGUGGGUGAGGAGGGGGUGAGGUACACCCUGAAGGCGGCUGCACCGGGAUCCAGCUGGUAUGGACAGGAGACCUUUGACCCCUGUGAGGAGUCAUCAUGGGCUGGAACCCCGGAGAAGACCCCAGAGAAGACCCACAAUCCACCUAAAACCAAGAGUCCCCUCCAGACCAAGAGUCCACCCAAAACCAGGAGUCCACCCAAGGACACCGUAUCGUCAUCACCAAAGCUGUGUGGAGCGAGAGGAGGAGAGGGGGGUAGCCCGCCCAAACGCUCCCCCGGGUCCCUGAACGGAGACGGCCCGCCGCCUAUCCGUGAAACCACCCCCCCGAAGAGACGUCCGGGACGGCCCAAGAAGCUGGGCCCCCAGCUGGAGAAGAGGGCCAAGAGGCCGAUCGGCCGCCCGCCCAAGCAAAGGGGUGUGGAGCUGAGCUGUGGCUCCAGGCAGGGUGGUCAGGACCGGUCCAGUGGAUUAGGCUGCAGCACCGGGGAGGGGAGCAGCGCUGUCCCAGGCUGCCAGGAGACAGACCCAGCUAACAGGAACCUGAAGAUCACCGUGGUGUACGGACGCUCCCACAGGACCAAGAGGACCGUGUCAGAGGAGGCUGCUUGUCUCCAGGCUACAGUGAAGCUGAUGGAUCUAAACUUCGUCAGACCGGUGAAGGAGAGGAGGUUCGCCAGCAACAGCAGCAGCAACAUCAAGUGCCAGAAGCUGCAGUGUGCCGCGGCCAUGCGUCGCCCAGGGAGACCCGCCAAGGUCAAGAUCUCCGGAAUCUCCGUUACCGUCACCACCGUGUCGCCGCGGCAACGCAAGAUCCACAUGAACCGGGACACCGCCAGGAAAUCUCCGGAGAUGCUCUGUCGGCGGAAAGCCCUCCUUCCUGAACCCCAGCCUUCCAAAGAGCUCAGGAAAAUCGGCAGCACUCCGACUAGCGAGGACGCCACUCAGAUGCAGACAGAGAGAACGACAAAGUCCAAGGAUGGAGAGCGGGAGCGACAGAUCCAGACUCCUCCUCUGUUAGCGGUGCGUCACUCUGUGAGGGUGAGGAAGCCAUCAGUGUACCUGCUUCACUCUGUAGCCACCUCCACCUCUAGGUCCCUGAGCCACAGUACCGCCCUGCUGCGCCGAUCCAGACAGCUACUGAUCAACAGGGCCAGCAGCAAGGGCAGCCAGCGCAGGAGGAAGGAGGAGGAGGAGGGGGGAGGAGGAGAGGACACCCCAGGGCAGGAGGAGCUGCUCUCUGGGAGGGAGGAGAGGAGGAGCGAGGGAAGAGGAGGGGUGUUGCGUGAGGACCUGAGCCAUGUGGCGGGGGUUUCGGUAGACUCCAUCUUCCCAGCCUGCUCCAGCGAGGCGUUGAGGUGGUGGCCCGUCUCCUCCGACCAGGACAGCCUGAACCAGGAGCUGGCUCGCAGGAUCCGCCUCAUAUCCCACAGCUGGGUCUCCUCCGCUACCGCCCACACCACCAGGACGGGGACGACCAUGUCCGCCAAGCAGAGACUCAACGACGACGACUCCUCGCCCUCCUGGAAGCCAGAGGUGGGGUCGGCGGUGCGGAUGCUGUUUGACCGGCGCUGCAGCGUGGAGAGGCUGGCCUCCUGGUUCAUGCAGACCACUGAGACUCAGUCUCUGGGCAUCGUGAAGAAGACUAGCUCCCGAAACCCCUACGAGCUCCUGCACUACCCACGGGCCGCCAGCAGGGGGAGCGUCUUUCCCAGCCCGCAGACCGCGCGACUACGCAAACACAUCAAGAAGUUUGCCAAAGCUGUGCCAAAGAGCCCCGCCCAGCUCCGUCUGGCCCAGGAGCGGCUCCAACGUGGAAACGAGCUGAACGCCAGGCGGCGUCUGUUCACUGCGAGGCCGGCGCCGGGAGGGCUGCGUAUCCGAGCUCCAUGGAGGAAGGUCCGGGCCCUCGGGAUGUACAGAACCACUCUGCUCAGAAUCAGAGACAAGUUCCUCACCAGGACCCUCAGAGCCAAGCGGCCCAACAGGCUGAGGUACAGCCAGGCGGUCUGGAGGAGGAGGAGGAGGCCGGUGGAGGUAGGCAGCUCACCUGGCCAGGUACGGCCCUCUGCUCAGCCCAGGGAGGAGCUCACCUGUUCUCCACAUCACCACCGUCUACCUGCCUCCUCAGAGACCAGUCAGCCCCGCAGCCCCGUCCACCUGACUGACCAGCUGACGGGCCUCACCAAACAGCAGUGUCUCAGCUCUAAAGCCUGGAGUCCGGAGACUUUGAAGGAGUGUUGCGUGUUCCUCAAGAAGAUCAACUCCCCCGACACAGAGUCCACCGCUGAGGAGGAGUGGGACGUCUGCACCGUCAAUCUAGACGACGCGUACUGCCCCGACGGGACCAGACGGGAGGAGAGGAGGGACGGGGAGGGCAGAGCUGGGAAAACGGAGAGAAGGAAGAGGAGAGUUCCCUGGAAGGAGUCUAGCGGCUCGGCGCAGGAGGUUCAGGAGCACAACCGGGUCCGAGCCGGGAAGAGGAGAGGCAAACGCAACAAUUCUGGGAACGCCACGAGCCAAUCACCAACCCCGCCACCGGCGAAAGUAAUGAGAAAAUCGCGUGGGAGGGGCCUGACCGGGCCGUGGUGGCGCGACUUUAUACUGGGUAAUGACUUUACUUCCUGUUGUUGUUUUUUGUAUACAUUCUGACAGUCAGGUAGCCAAUAGUAUGCCGAAGUAUCCUUCAUCUGGAGCCGUGCAUACGUUGUACGGUUAUAGAUGAUUGCUUAUCACAAACAUUCCUCUCUCUCUCCCCCUCUUUCUCUCUGCAGGAACCUGACUGUCCCCCCCAUCCGUCUCCAGAGUGACUGUAUGGUAACCGUGGUGAUGCUCCUCCCUCCGUCUCCAUGGCGACGGUGUGAACAACUGGGUGCCUUCAGAUUGUCCCUCAGCAUCAUGUAGCAGAAGAGAAAGUUUCACUUAACAAGAAGAAGCUUGAAGUUGCACUAUUUUUUUUUAACUGUUCAGUUUUCCCCCCUGCUUUAAAAACAAAAAACCAAACCGUGGAUAUGUUUGUACAGAAUGUUUGUUUUUAACUUUGACACAUGCUUUUCUUCUGUCUGUCUGAUAACUACCAACCCCUCAGUCCUGUUUUAAUGGGCCUGGAGGCCCGUUGGCAGAGUACACGCUCAGCCAGGCAGCAUCUCCAAGGGCACCCUAUUCCCUAU
This is a messenger RNA of Coregonus sp. 'balchen', 6291 nucleotides long. NCBI's taxonomy places the organism in Eukaryota, Metazoa, Chordata, Actinopteri, Salmoniformes, Salmonidae. The record is from the annotation of a GenBank genome assembly.